Molecule: messenger RNA, 1590 nt
Organism: Ceraceosorus bombacis
Lineage: Eukaryota; Fungi; Basidiomycota; Exobasidiomycetes; Ceraceosorales; Ceraceosoraceae
Source: the annotation of a GenBank genome assembly
AUGGAGGAAGUCGUCCAUAGGCUCCACAGUCUUGGAUCGUACUUUUGGACCAGACCCGAGACGGUGAACCUGGUCGUCAUCGUCACGCCUGCUGCCCAACCCCAUGCUGCGGCAACGUCACCGCGAGGCCUUCAAGGUCCAUCGCAAUCGUCAAGACGCGAUUCACACCCUGCUGCAGUACCUUCACAGCAGCAUGCGAGCCGCCCCUCCUCACCCCUUCGCAGAAUAGAGGCACCCGGAAGGCAGAGCGGAUUGUACGAGCGUCGAGCGGCGACCAAGAUGGCUGCCGGCGAGAUCACUCCCAUGGGACCCGAAGCAAGCUGUUUGGAGAGCUCGAGAAGAGACUCGGAGGCGUCCACCUCGACAUGUGCCGGAUCGUCUCUGAUGGGCAGCAGCCGCAUGGCCGAGCAGAGCUACACUCCUGCCACAAGUGUAGCUUUCACGCCGAUGAGCAGCAAUGCACCCUCGCUAGCCUGCCAUCCAGCAGCGCCCACCAAAGAAGUCGCGAGAAUCUCACAGCUUCGCAACGAGCAGCGCCGAGCAUCUGCUCCCAGUCCAUCACGCCAAGAAGGUGCCGGACUGGCUCCAGUAGCUCGCACUCCAGCUCAUCGACGACUCACGUAUCGUGUUCAUUCAGACUAUCUCACCACACAAUCCACCCUUUUUCGAGACGUACUUGCUGAGCUCAAACAGUCGCCUGCAGAUGCGGAUGGGAGACCGACCAUAGACAGUACAUCACCGCUGCUCGGUGCACCCCAGGCUCGCCUCAUUCGACCGGCGGCGCCCAACCUUUUGCCUGCCGUAGUGCUCCCCCUUCCCGAUCCAUCCGCCUUCUCUGCGAUACUGCACUACCUCUACUUUGGCGACUUUACCGCACUUGCUAGUGCCAUGGAUUCUCGCUUGGUCAAGUGGGAAGGUAUCGUUGCCAAUGCAGAAGCGCUCGGAUGCGGCGCCAGCUUCAAGAGGCAUCUGGGUCGCUAUUGGAGGAGCAAAGUCGCUUCGAAUGAGCAAGCGCCAUCCCAGCCCGCAUCCCCCAUCCCAACACACUUGCGGGAUGGACAAGGCACCUCGCGAGGCUCAGUCCACGCAUUUUCGAUGGCUGCCAUGAUGGCUCGUCGGACAGAGUCAUCACAGGGCCGCUCGGAUUCCGCCAAUGAUGCCAAAUCGCGGCGUCCCAUGAGUAGAGAGAAGCGGCCGCUAAGCAGCGAAGGCGCCUCUAGAGACCUGGAGCAGUCGCGAGCAUCGUCUCGCAUGGGUCAGCUGUUGGUCAACAACGAUGGUUUUGCAGUGCCGUGCGCUCCCUCGCAUGCAAAGCACCGCAGGGUCAGCAAGGAGCUUGAGCCCAGCGGCGAAGGUCCCAACAUGUUGUCCGCAAUGUCAAAAGUGCGGAUUGCGGAAAAUGCACUGAAAGCGCAGCACUUUGUGAGCAACAGCCCGCACGCCGCAGAGGCCUCGCACGCGGCGUCGCCUUUGCUCAGGCACAAGGAUCAACCUCGCCUCGGCUCGGUCCUUGGAAGAGAUAGAGCAUAUACCUGGACAUCGGGGCGCGUCGUCUCGCAACCCUCCUCUUUAGUAGGACCUACUGAGUGA